Molecule: messenger RNA, 813 nt
Organism: Saccharomycopsis crataegensis
Lineage: Eukaryota; Fungi; Ascomycota; Saccharomycetes; Ascoideales; Saccharomycopsidaceae
Product: CAP domain-containing protein
Exons: 1
Coding region: 1-813 (270 amino acids)
Cellular component (GO): extracellular region
Source: RefSeq, a predicted model, not a curated record
AUGGUUCCGUCAAUUAUCCUCAUUCUUGCCUCAUUCUUAGCCAGUGCAAAGGCUAUCACCCACGUCAUUGUACAAACAGACGUGGUAUCUCAGGCAGUCGACGUCCAGGCCACAGUGUACGACGGAGGAUCUUCAAUUUAUACUUCUGGGACCGCCACCAAGUUGGGGAAAGAAGUAGAAAUCACCUCUUAUAGAAGUACUUAUGUCACUUCUGCCGCCACAGCUACCACCACCACCGUGGCCCCAACAACCGUCGCACAAGUAAAGGCUGCCACCACCUCUUCGGCCACCGCUGUUGCUGCUACCACUUCUUCCACUAGUACUGUUGCCGCUGCUUCUACUUCUGCCGCUGCCGCGUCUUCUACACUCAACUCUUUCCAGAGUGUGAUGCUCAGCGAACAUAAUGUCAAAAGAGCCCUCCAUCAAGGAGUGGGAUCAUUGACCUGGAGUUCGACCCUUGAAGCGUACGCCCAAGCAUACGCCGACAAAUACUCGUGUCCUUCCAAUGGGGCUUUGACCCACUCUGGAGGGGAUUAUGGGGAAAAUUUGGCUAGUGGGUACUCCAACAAAGGCACUGUGGAUGCGUGGUACGACGAAAUCAAGCAAUACAAUUACAAUAGCCCUGGGUUCAGCGAGUCCACUGGGCAUUUCACCCAGUUGAUUUGGAAGGCCAGUACUCAAUUGGGAUGUGCCUACAAGAAUUGUGAUAACGAAUGGGGUACCUAUGUGGUAUGUGAGUAUUACCCAAUGGGUAAUAUCGUGGUCACUGGUGAUACAUCUUACUGGUCACAAAACGUUCCACCAUUGAAGUGA